AUGUGCUUUUCCAUAACUUUAUUUUUACAGCUAUACAACUUCUUCCCAACUCUCAUGGAGUAUUUACCUGGGCCUCACCAAAAAAUUAUAGAAAAUACUGAAAAAGUUGAUGAAUUUAUUUUAGAAAUCAUAGAGGAACACCGGAAAACCCUGGAUCCCACUUGUCCUCGGGAUUUUAUUGACGCUUUUCUUAACAAAAUGGAACAGGAGAAAGGGAAUGCUCACUCAGAAUUCACCGUUGAGACCCUGAGCAGAACCACGAUCGACCUGUUCUUUGCAGGAACAGGGACCACCAGCAUCACACUGAGACAUGGACUUCUGAUUCUCCAUAAAUAUCCAGAGAUAGUAGAGAAAGUUCAAAAGGAGAUUGACUGUGUGGUUGGCCGAGACCGAAGCCCCAGCAUGGCAGAUCGGAGCCGGAUGCCCUACACAGAAGCUGUGAUCCAUGAAAUCCAGAGAUUCAUUGACUUCAUUCCACUUAAUGUCCCACGUGCUGUGAUCAAAGACACCAAGUUCAGAGACUAUUUUCUCCCCAAGGUCUGUUCCACUGGGUCUGAGUAAGGUCAUAAUCUCUUGAAAACAAUG
Mesitornis unicolor (brown roatelo) is the source of this 585-nucleotide messenger RNA. RefSeq names its product cytochrome P450 2H2-like. Gene Ontology annotation, cellular component: intracellular membrane-bounded organelle; cytoplasm. The coding region runs from base 1 to 561 and encodes 186 amino acids. The record is from RefSeq and is a predicted model, not a curated record. Gene Ontology annotation, molecular function: oxidoreductase activity, acting on paired donors, with incorporation or reduction of molecular oxygen, reduced flavin or flavoprotein as one donor, and incorporation of one atom of oxygen; iron ion binding; heme binding. The transcript has 3 exons. NCBI's taxonomy places the organism in Eukaryota, Metazoa, Chordata, Aves, Mesitornithiformes, Mesitornithidae. Gene Ontology annotation, biological process: xenobiotic metabolic process.